Molecule: messenger RNA, 8957 nt
Organism: Zonotrichia albicollis (white-throated sparrow)
Lineage: Eukaryota; Metazoa; Chordata; Aves; Passeriformes; Passerellidae
Gene: PRR5L
Product: proline rich 5 like
Biological process (GO): TORC2 signaling
Cellular component (GO): TORC2 complex
Source: RefSeq, a predicted model, not a curated record
GGCCGGCUCUUGUCUCGGCGGGGAGGAGCCAGCCUGGGGCAGGCUGCAGCACCAAGGGCUGGCCGGCCGCCAGAAGUGUAAAAUCCUGGCCGGUGGGUGGCAAAUUUCGCCAGAUCGCGGCGAGGAGACAGCGCGUCCGUCCGUCCGUGCGGGCAGCGGGCAGCCCGGCAGCCUGGCCCGGGAUAUAUGAGGCCAGUGGAACACCUCAGGACUAUUUAUGGGACGUCAAGUUGCUGCCUUUGUGGUGGUGAAGCCAGGAAAAAAAAAAAAAGACACCUUUUGGUAUUCAGUCAGCUUAGGAAGGGAGAGGACUGCUUCAGUUCCUUCAUCAUGCAGUGCAUGUCACAGCCCGGCACCAUGGGGAAUCGCUAGUCCAGGGCUGACCCUUCGGUUUCGGCUGAGUCCUUGGGCUUGACAACUCAUGGACAUUGCUGAGGUUGAUGCUUGAACCUUGGAGAGAAGAGCCUUUCUGAUGGUCCUGCUGCGCUGCACCUGACCCUAUGAAAGGAGGGCUCACCGUGGCUCUGUCCUUGGCGCUGCAGUUCCACAGGAUGGGCUCGUUCAGGAGGCCCCGGCCACGCUUCAUGAGCUCCCCUGUGCUCAGCGAUCUGCCUCGCUUCCAGGCAGCCCGGCAGGCCAUGCAGCUCAGCUCCAACUCUGCCUGGAACAGCGUACAAACAGCAGUGAUAAAUGUGUUCAAAGGGGGAGGCUUGCAGAACAAUGAACUUUACACUCUCAAUGAAAAUAUCAGACGGCUGCUGAAGAGUGAACUUGGAUCCUUCAUCACAGAUUACUUUCAGAACCAGCUCCUUGCGAAAGGCUUGCUCUUCAUGGAGGAGAAGGUCAAGCUGUGUGAAGGUGAGGAUCGCAUUGACGUCCUGUCUGAAAUCUGGGAUCACUAUUUUACAGAGACUCUUCCUACACUCCAGGCAAUAUUCUACCCAGUCCAGGGUCAGGAGUUGACUAUCCGUCAGAUUGCUCUUCUUGGCUUCAGAGACUUGGUCUUGCUAAAAGUAAAGUUGGAAGAAAUCCUCCCCCUGGUCCAGACAAAGGUUCCAGCUUCCAUUGUCCAGAUGCUGUUAAUUCUGCAGAGUGUCCAUGAGCCUACUGGCCCCACUGAGGGCUAUCUGCAGCUGGAAGAACUGGUCAAGCAGGUGGUAUCACCAUUCUUAGGUUUGUGUGAGGAUCACAGCUCGUCUGGUAGCACCUGUUUGCUUGAGAGAAGGUACUCCAGAUCCUGCCCUAAGGCCCUGACCCCGCUGACGGAGCAGGAGGGCGAGGCCUACCUGGAGAAGUGUGGGAGCAUCCGUCGGCACACGGUGGCCAACGCUCACUCGGACCUCCAGCUGCUGGCCAUGGCCUCCAUGAUGCACACGGGGAUGGUGGUGGAGGAGCAGGACACUCCUGACAAGUGCCUGCUGCUGCAGCCCAGCUGCUUCGGGCCCCGGCAGUGCUCCAGCGAGCCCAGCAUCGCCGACGGCCCUGAGGCAGCCGCAGCCGGCAGGCAGGACCCUGCUGAGCUCAACUGCACCUCUGUCUGCUAGGAGGAGGCUGCCUGAGGGGUGGAGAACUGUGUGCACCAAGCUGGACAAAGGGGUGUGUCAUCCCUGCUGGGGAAAGAGGAGAAAAAUAGGAAUUGUGCUCAUGUCAUUGAAAUGGGCCUGAGGGUUCAUAUGGCUGAGAAUGGUAUCUAGACAGGUUCUUUUGCCAGCCUGGGAUCGUUGCUGGUGGAGGUACCAGGCUGCUCCCAAGUGACCACUGAGGGCUGCAGAGGUUUUGCUGUUGUACAGCACAGUCUGCCUUCUGUAAGGUUUCUCUAUUAGUAUUAACUUCUUGGUGACACCUUUCCUUGGUUUUGUUUGGUAUGAUACAAAUUGAGUUCUUUCUGCUUUUCUCCCUCUUUCCCAAUUGUGCUUCUUCUUUGUUCUUUGUCCCUGUAGUGGAGGCCUCUGUGCUCUGUGUUCUCUUUGCUUCUGGUGCUUCAUGGUGAAGGCUGAGCACUUAAUUUCUCUUUUAAAGUUGAACUCAGGGUUGAAGCCAUUUGCAUCCUGCAGAAAGAUCUGCUGAGGUGACUUGUGAGAGAAGAUCCUUCAUUUUGCUUCCCAUGGGCAUGGAUGAAAAGUCCAAAUCAGAAUUGAUCAGACUUGCUUUUUUCCCCAGGCCUGAAGAGAACCGAGUAUAUGUGGAAUUGAGCUGAGUACUUCAUAUGUAGUUUAUUUGGUUCCAGUCAUAUCCUGGGGCUUCUGGUAUUUGGAAUCAAUUUGCUCUCAAAAUUUCAGUGGUGAUAGGGCUAUGAUGAAGGAGAAAAUCAAAUGGGUAGGAGAUGCAAAGGUGCUUCUCAGCACUGGGCCAUUGUGACUGCAGAUCAGGAGGUGAUGAUCAGUAUUUCAUCCUGAGCCUACCCUGGUACUUUUAGCACUUGUGGAUUUCAUGAGACCGAGGAUUAUCAGUGGGUGUGGAAAGGAGUCCUGGCUCAGUGCAUUCAUGAAGUGCUCCUGACCUCCAGUGGUAUCUGACUCAGUGCAGUAUUGCUUUUAAGAUAAAGUGAGGGCUUUUUGCUGUCUUUGGUUUUGUUUUUGUUGUGAAGAUUUAGGAGUGGGUCCAGUUUUCAGGUGUCUGUGUCAGGCACUGCAACCUGAAGUGUCUGCUUUGUAGCAUCACUUGGUACCCCAGUUCUGCUUCUGUGGGGACAGAGCCAGUCUGUUUCAGCUGUCCCUGGGAUGCUCUGCUGAUGUCUUGCUAAGCAGAUUUGCAAGUGUUAUCAUAGGCUUAGAGGUGAACUGCAGUGCUGACUUAAAUGUCAAAUCCCAUUGAAAACAUGGACACAACACAACCAGCACUUGAAUCUACUCCAAGUGGUACUUGGUAAAUAAGUGUGUCUUGACAAGGAAACAGAAGGUUAGGAUGAGCCUUUGGGAUGUUUUUUUUGCAUGCUAUGACAUUAACUGCAGAAUUUUCCAUGCUUCUGUUAGGCAUUAAACAUCUUCUGCCCCACUGGCUGCACUGGAGCACAGCUCUGACCUGCCAGGAUUUGGCAUUAGUAGCACAUGCAGCAAAAGGAGAGCGGGUUAUUAUAUGGCAGCAAAGCAUCAGAAACACCAGCUAUGAGCACAAGCCAGGCUGCCUUGGUAAAUGAGGGUGCUGCUUUGUCUGCUGUGCUUUGCAAUGUUGAGAGAGGUACUUGGAAGAGCCUCCUUUUCCUCCUGUCACAAGAGCUCUUGGCCUUUGGGGAAAGGCCCAGUGGAUGGAUCAGCAGCUGUGCUUUCCAUGCCAGGAGAAGAGGUUCAGUGGUGCUGGCUGCCUCCUCUUCCUCAGAGCACCCACAUCCAGCAGAGGCCAGGGAGAUGUGCCUUUAAGCAGCAUUCCCUUCAGGUGGAUUGUAGGAUAAAUUGCUUUCUUGUUCAUAAAUUGGCCUGACCAGGCCAGCUUACUGCCAUGUGCCCCAGGGCAGCCAUGGAUUGUGGUGGCAGCCACACCAUGCAGGUCUCCCUUGGCACAGUCCCCCCAGCUUGGGGCACAUGAUGGUGUCCUGCUCACAGUUAAUUUCUUCAGCCCUUGCUGUGACUGAGUCUUCUCUUAGUCACACUGAGGUGUGUGGGGAAGUGGUCAGGUCAUCCUGCAGCAUUUCAGUUCACUCUCAUGAAUGCUUUUCUUCUUUCUGUUUCUCCUGUGGCCUAGUUGCCUUCUGUAAAUACCCAAACCAUUUCGAUCAGAGGGCAGCACCCUCUUUUAUGGUGAAAACUAGAACAAUGUAUUUAUUUCCUGACAUAUUCUUGGAUCAUCUCUAGGGCUAAUAGGAAUUAGUCCUGGUUUUAACUUGAAUUUCUUUUGUUUUACAUGUAUGUAUGAUUUUAAUUAUUUUGGUUUUGUAUCUGUUACUUUGCAAAAAUUUGCACCAAGCCCUCUGAAUCAUGCACUUGCCCCAUUGUUUUGUUUUUAUGGAGAAUUAAAGCUGGUGGCUUUACUUUGUGAACUGAAGUAAACACAACCUGUUCUGUAAACCACACUGAGUGUAUGGUCACGACCACCACAUUUACAGCCACGUGAGGUUGCACAAGCCUCUGCAAGUGCUCUUCUUUUCCAGGCUGGGUGAACCUGAAGGUGGCUGGAAAGCUAUGCCAUGCUGAGGCUGGCUUGGAAGGGCCCUGGGAGCAGCUCUGAGGAGCAAUGCUGAGCAGUGCUGAGGAAGCUUCCAGUCCUCUGGAAGCAAAGACCCUGUCCCCUUGCCAGAGCUACAGCAUGAGAAACGCUUGCAUUUUGGAUACAGGGUUCUGAUUUGGGUUUGCACUGUGGUUGCUGACCAUGCCACAUGGCUGUGACAGGGCCACAGGGUGGGUCUUUUCUACCCUUGUGGUCACCAACCUGAGAACACCUCCCGGAGGAGCUGUCAGAACGGGAAGAAGGAAUUUCUCUUACCACCUCCUGAAGUCUGUUACCUUCUACUUCAAUAAUGACCUAGACUGAGCCACUUCUCAUCACACUGAAUCGGUCUUCCCUUUUUACUCUGUAUCCUUCUUAAGGUAAGUGAUUUAUUCUGUGUCCAUGUAAUUCUGUCAUAAACUUAUUGAUGGGACUAUUCUUAGUACCACUGGCCUUUUUCCUGAUAUUCCCCAUAGCCAAGCACAUGUUUUUAUUGCCAGGAAGCAGAGCUGCUUCUGGUCCUAGCCAAGUGGACAGCAACUUGGUUUAUUUUUUAAUUUUUUUAUCAAUCAGAGAACUUGCAGUAUAUCUUGCUGGCACUGAUGGGAGCAGGGUGAACACUGCAGGGUUUGGGUUGCUUUUUCUUUUUAGGUCCAGGUUCACCUGGAAGGCCUUUUGGCACUCGCCACUGAGUCAGCAGAUGGAAAAUAUUUGGCUCUUAGCAGCAACCUGUGUCCUCCAGAGGAGAAACUGCAGGUCUAGUAAGAGACAAAUUGUGGUAUUUAUGGUGUGCUUAGUUAUGCAAACUCUUUAAUUUUGCUGUAGUCUCAGAGUAGAAAACCUUCCUAACUGGAUUCCGUGUUCCUUCCCAGCCUGGCUCCUUCCCCAUGGCAGAGCAGGACUCCUGGGCCUGGCAGAGUGCAGCUCCCUCACCCUGAAGGAAGGUUGUGUGUUAGACAAAGCCACCAAAUGGGUGUCUGAGCUCCUGAAAGAGGCCAGGCUGGCUGGCAUCCCUGGCUGCCCCUUCCCGCUUGGGACAGGUCUGCACAGAGCCAGCACCACUUCCCACUCAGGAAAGCAGGUGAGAAAGCAAGACCCACCCUGGCACAGAUUCCCCACAGUGCCCAGGGAGUUUCCCAGGGGUACUGAGCUGGAAAUUCAGCCCACAGUCAACAUUCUCUGUAGGAAAGUCACUGCAAAUUUUCCUGUUAAUUAAAAGUGUGAAGGGCAGGGUAUUUGGUAUUUCCCUGAGCAAAGAUAAGGUAAUUAGUCAUCCUAUUCAUAUUUCAAAUAUGGAAGGUGGAUCUGGCAGGACAAAAAUAGGUUAAAUGGGAUAUUCUUGCUUGCCUACAUGUUUGGAGAGGGCUUUCUCUUCCCCCUGCUAUCCCAACAGCUCCAGGUAAGGGCACCAAGCAUUCAGCUACAUAAACAAAAGCUUUAAAACAGAGGUAGCAGAUUUUAAAGCAACUUUCCAGCAAAGGUACAGCUCAUUCUCAUCAAUGUGGUGCUCAAAAUGGCAUGCUGUAAAAUAAGUGCCACUUGCCACCUGAGAAUUGGGUGCCUUUUAUUCAUUACUUGCAUCUGAAAUUACGUGGAGUACCCUUGUUAGUUAUUCCCACCUGGGAGAGCAAGUGCUGUAUCAUUGUUGUGCCAGUUUACAUCUCUCCUAUGUGUAAGUUCAUCCUUCCAGGGGGCUAAUCCUGCCCCAAGCCCUUCUUCAGGUUUUGUGAAAGCUGUCCUAAGUCCACAAGGAGUGGCAGCUCAGAUGUUUGAGUAGUUUGGGUGCAUUUCUCCAAACCAAGUGAUGAAAAGAAGUGACAACUGCAGUGCAGAAGUAAGUGAACUGAAAAUUGUCAUUAUUUAUCAACAGUUGCUUGCUGUGCAUGGCCCUCUUGGGGCCACAAAUAUGGGCUGGUGUGUAAGAGACUCACCUGUAUGGGAGAGAGCAGUAAAGAAGAGUUAUAUGCAGGUAAAGGAAAUAGGUGGUUAGAUUAAUUUUCACCUGAAUAAUUGGUAUAACAGAAGGUAGAGGCUUGAUUGUAGUUUGAUCACCAGACUUUGCAAUGAGCAAAAGGAAAGCAAACUCCUUAAACAAAAAGAUAAUGGCUUGAAGGGUCCUACCUACCCUGAACUCCUGCCAUAGCACAGAGCAGAUUUUCAGUAGCUGUGAAUUGCAAGAGUAUUCAGGGAGUUGCUGUUUGAAGUGUCUCUCAUUUGGCUUUAAAGCUAAUUCCCACUUAUGCCAAGAGCUAGUUGAUAAUUCUUGUGGCAUAAUUAUUAUAGACUGUGCAGUUAACAACCUCUGUUACAUUGGAAAAUGGAUUGGAGUCAGAGAAUCAUUCUUUCUGACCUUGAAAUUUAUGAAGACAGCUGCAUUGGCUCACACACAGGACUUUUCUGUGAUUGUUGAGUUGUUUUUGUUUGUUGGGGUUUUUUUUAAACUUUUUUAAAACCUUUUUUUUUUUUUAACCUGAACGAGUGAGUUCUGUUAGAAUUGCUUGGGCUUCUCAAAGACAGACCAGUUAUAAGACACUCAGUCUUCAAGUCAGUACUGCAACAGGACUACCUAGAAAGUGACAGAAUUUAUUUAUAUUAAAUGUCAGUAAGAAACCACAGACUGUGCUACAAAUCAGCUGCCCUGCAGGCCUCUGAUACUGAUUUACACCCAUCACUGGUAAGCCAGCCCUCUUUUUCACUGGGGAUUUUUAAUCCUCUUCACACGAAAGGCGUAUUGACUAACAUAUCAAUGGCUGUUAGAGUAGAAACUUGUUCACUCUUGUCCCCCGUGUAUCUGUCUCAUGGCUUCACUAUGACAAGUGCUAAACCUGUCUUUCUUCAGCACAUCUCAGGCUGAUGGAUUGUGUAUUUGCUGUGUGGUUGGAUAUAAGAGAUGAGAGGGUGGGAGAAGCUGUUCUGCAGGAGAGAACUGACAGUAUGUGUGAAAAGCACUUCUUAAGUGGUGUGUAUGCACCACAUCUACAAAAAACUCUCUUCUAAUUUUUUUUGUGGGAAUGGGAGGAGAGUUCUGAUGUGCAUUUGGAACUUUGAAUCUCAGAGAUUCAGAACCACUGUCCAUUAGAAGUUAGAGUGAAUGCAGAGGAUUUCUUGUGAUUUUCCCCCAUCCUGUUGCUUUUUUCAGAAGACAGCAGUGGAUGGUGAUUACGUGCUGAGCAUGGCUGUGUUUGGUAGUGCAGAUGGAGCUCCUCUGAGUUCCUCCAUUCAGCCCAUCACUGAAUGUCAUCAGUCUCUUCUGGCUUUUAAAUGUUCAACACCUCUCUUCCCUGGAAGCCCUGCAGCAGCUGGAGAGAUGCUGCCUGCUGGACCCACAGUCCUGCUUAAAUGCAGUGGCUCAUCCUCAAUAGCUCUGUGUUAAGGAACCUUUCCUGUCCCACCAUCCAGGAGCUGCUCUGGCAGUCACACUCCCACCCCCUGAGCUGUGGGAAACCCAGAGCUGAGCUGGUAAGGAGCCCUUUUCUCUGAGUGUGAGGUGUGCAUCAAGCCAAGAGGGGCACCCAUGGGAUUACUGGAGCCACCCACUGUGAAGGGGCUUUGUUCCCAGCAGGGACAGUCUGGAGUGGUGGCAGUGUGACUGCCAGAGUGACUCCUGAAUGGUGAGACAGGAAAGUUUCCUUAACAACUUCAGGGAAAAGCAGUUGCCACCAUCUAGCUAUUCUCCUGUCUAAGAGUGUCCUGUAGUUGCUAAAAAAGUCCUGCUCUUUGAAAUGAAAGUAAAUGCUGCAGUAAAUGAGACCUGAGAGCAUUUGUCAAGAGCCUCUUCUAGCUUAUUGAAAUGCAUGAGCUGCUGUGAACAAGGCACCCAUGCUUGUCAGGCAAACAAACAAGAAAGCUCAUUUUCAAAAGCUUAUUUCUUUGGGUUUAUCCAAUGCUUAAUCUAAUCCACUGUUUGUCUGCAUCAACAUAGCUGUCCUCCUUUGCCUGGGGUUUACAGUGUGGAGAGAAAAUUGUUCAAGAUCUGGACCUCUCUCCUCUCUUUUCUUUUUUUCCUCAUUAACUGUAGUGGUGAGCUGAUUGACUCACAGAGCUGGUGAUGCCUUCAGAGGGCAGCAGCAGCCUCUCUCCACUCCUCCUCUGGCUUGGCAGCGCUGACAAAGACUCAGCUCUCUAUGAAAUAGUGAGGGUCCGUUCAGAAGCAGACACUGCUGUUUGUAGGGUUCGUGGAGAGACCAGUGGAGCAGGACUAGGCCUUUGAGGGAGUGACACUGCAGAUGUGCUCUUCCUACAUUGAUUGCUUGUUUGGGAUUGUCCUUAUUGGGAAAGCCUCCAAUGGGCUUUGGAGGGUCUUAGAGGAAAGCAAAUUCGUCCCUGUCUCUUACCCUCCAAGCCUGCCCUCCCUUCCCCAGGCUCAGCCUCUGUCCCUGCUGUGUGCACUGCGUGCUGUGGAGCCUCUGGCUCAGGUUGUACCUGGUGUUACUGCAGAAAAUGUGGGUUUGGGAGGAGGAGGAGAGCAGAACUCAUGAACCAAGCCCUAAAAAUCUUUUUUGCAGUGAUGAGUCCAAAACUGAACAUAGGAUUAGAGAUGCGGCUCAAAGGAACUAUGAGUAAGUACAAUUCCAUGGGAGGAAGGCUUACCCAUCCUUUUACCCUCUCUCAUGCUGGUAAGGACAUGUGAUGGUGUUGGAUGCACAGUCCUGGCUCAAAAACCUGAGGACAGUUGGACUGGACUUGUGCAAUUUUUGUUAGAAUUUAUUUUUCUUAUCUUUGUAUAGAUACAUUAUGUAUUAUACAUGAUCUAUUUAUAAUAUACAUUUGUAUAUGUUUAAUACAGUACAUCAAUAUAAUACUACAUUUAAUAAUUU